This is a messenger RNA of Cyprinus carpio (common carp), 2090 nucleotides long. RefSeq names its product mucin-5AC-like. The transcript is spliced from 8 exons. The record is from RefSeq and is a predicted model, not a curated record. Bases 12 to 2090 code for a protein of 692 amino acids. Lineage: Eukaryota; Metazoa; Chordata; Actinopteri; Cypriniformes; Cyprinidae.
AUUUGAAGGAGAUGAAAAUCAAUUUGAUGACAGUUCUAAAUUCCCUCCCAGCAACUCUGAAAGCAGAAUUAAUCUUUGAUCCAUCUAUUGGUGUACUUCAUAAUGAGACGCUUAUGAGGAUGGUUUUGUCCUCUAUUCUGAUAUCUCCAGACGAUGGGCAGCUUGAACAGUUCUUUACAGCUUUUACUUACAUCACCACAAAUAGAAAUAUCACAAUAAUUGAAAACACGGCUGUCCGAGACACAAUGCUGAACCUAACUUUGAUGGCUCUUUCUCCCAGAUUCCCUCUCUUCCAAUCCAAUGACUAUAUGUUGUGGUUUCAAAUAAAUCUUGUUGUACUACUGGCCAGUUUUCAUCCAUCAUAUUUGGUGGUUAUCCCCACAAACCUCAGCUGUGACUCUUACGAUGCAAUAUUAAAAGGCUUAGAAAAGGCUUUGGCUAUUGUACCAUCUGAACUUCUAGAGGACUUGAAGACAAGCAAAGAAAUUCUGAUUCUUUCACUACCAAAAGGUUGUCCUCAGAAAAAUACUCCCUUACCAAUAGGCUCUAAAUAUGUCACUACUGCAACUACAUCUUCAAUGUCAACCACUCAGCUACCAACUAAGGCCUCCACAGGUCCAGCAGUGUCAGGCGAAGUAUUUGUUAUUCUGCAGAUCCGUUUGCAUAUACAGUAUAUUGAUGCUUACAGUAAUCCUGCUUCAUUGGAGUAUCAGACUCGAUCCAGAAACAUCACAAUGGAGCUGAAUCACUUCUACUGGAAAUUGUAUGAGCCACACUUUCUCAGAUGCUACUUGAUGGGAUUCUGGCCUGGGUCUGUGGGUGUGGAUAUGCAACUUAUUUUUAAAAGUGACACUGUGCUUCCAAAUAAAGAAAGCAUUGAAGACAAUCUUAAGUCAGCAAUUGCUGAAUCAAAAGUGUUUCUUGACAUUAUUCCUUCCAGUGUCGUUGUUGUGAAUCAAGAUGGCUCAAGUUUGACAACCAGACAAACCCAGUCAUCACAAAAUGUUCUGAUUAAGCAAACAUCAUCUGCUGCAGCACCAGUUCUUUCUAGUGUUGUACCUACUAGCACACCUACUGAUCUUUCAAGCACAGCUCCUCCUAAUUAUGUUUCGUUCAAUGUCAUUCCUGAUCCUUCAACCAUAAUAGUUCCUACAGAUCUUUCAGACACUUCUGUCACCACUGGUCCAUCAGUAACAGAUGGUUCAUUAAACACAACAGAUGACACUCAUCUGUCAAGUACUUCAUCUCCUAAUGUUCCCAUACUCUCUGCAGUUUCUACUCAGAAGUCAAGCAUAACUGCUCCUCUUGGAACAUUAAGCACAGCAGAUCCUGCUCAUCUAUCACACACUGCUCCCUAUGACCAUUCAAGCACUGGGGAUCCUACUGAUCAUUCAAACACAACUGUUCUUACUGAUCCCUCAAUCACUGCAGUUUUUACUAAUCAAACAAGCCCAACUGUUGGAUCAAGUACUACAGUUCAUAUUGAGCGACCAAGCACAACUGUUCAUACCGGAACCAUGACCUCUGCAGUUCCUACUGAUCUGUCAAGCACAACUGCUUCUACUAGUCCCAUCACAACUACAGAUCUUUCAGAUUCAUCAAAGGCAUCUGUUCCUGUUGGUUCCACAACUGCUGCAAUUCCUACUGAUCAAUCACACUUAGUUGUUCCUUCUGAUACGUCAACCACUGAAUUCCUUGCACAUUUUUCAAGAACAACUCUUCCUAAUUCUAUUUCAAAAAAUGCAAUUCCUACUGAUAGACAAAGCACAACUGUUAAUACCAAAACCUCAACAACUGUAGUUCCUGCUGAUCUCUCUAGCACAAUAUCACCUACUGGUUUUACAGACACUGCAGUCACUUCUGGUCCAUCAGUUUCAACAGUUUCCCCUGGUCAUUCAAACAAUGCAGUAACUGCCAGUCUAUCAAACACAACUACUAAUUAUUCUUCAAACAAUGUGUUCCCUACGGAUCAACCAAGCACAACUGUUCAUACUGGAACCUCAAACACUGCAGUUCCUAUUGGACUGUCAAUCACAACUGUUCACACUGCCUCUUUCAUCACUAAAAAGUUAUACCAAUCAAUCAGCUGA